GCGGCGCGCAGCCGCGAUGGUGGAGGCGUGAGCGCGGCGGGCCGGCGGCAGGCACCGUCCCCACGGGGCGCGGCGGCGGCCCGGGCCGGGCAUGGAAGUGGAGAAGAUGGAUGAGAAUGAAUGGAAGUACCACGGGGAAGGCAACCAGAGCCUCGUCGUCUCUCACUGCCAGGACAUACUUGCAUGAUUAAUCAUCGUUCUUGUGAUCUGAUGUCAAGUCAUUCUCAGGAAACACAGAACAGACUGCUGAUUCCUGUAUUAAAGAGUCUUCAGCGCUGUGUGGUGCUGCGGUUUUUGAAGUCCCCCCCAAACCAGAAUAAGACUCCAGAGGAAAUACUACACCAUCUGCAAAACAUCGUAGACUUUGGAAAACAUGUCAUGAAGCAGUUCUUUGGGGAGAACUAUGUUCACCAUGGGGAAAUUAUUCAACUGCCUUUGGACUUCGUAAGACAGCUCUGUUUAAAAAUUCAGCCAGAGCGGCCAGAGUCUCGCUGUGAUAAAGAUAUGGACACUCUUAGUGGUUAUGCAAUGUGCCUUCCUAAUCUUACCAGGCUGCAGACCUAUCGUUUUGUGGAACACCGGCCAAUCCUCUGCAUAGAGAUUAAGCCAAAGUGUGGCUUCAUUCCUUUUUCCAGCCAUGUUUCACAGGAGAUAAAGCACAAGGUGUGCCGUUACUGUAUGCACCAGCAUCUAAAGGUAGCAAACGGAAAAUGGAAGCGACCAAGCAAAUAUUGCCCAUUGGAUCUCUUCUCAGGAAAUAAACAGAGAAUGCACUUUGCUUUGAAGAGCUUAUUACAGGAGGCACAGAACAACUUGAAAAUAUUUAAGAAUGGGGAGCUAAUUUAUGGCUGUAAAGAUGACCAGGACUGUGUGUCUGACUGGAACGAACUUGCUUGUCACUUAAAACCUUUCUUUUUUCCUUCCAAUGGGUUGGUCAGUGGGCCACACUGUACAAGGACAAUUGUUAAAGAACUAAUCCAUGUUAUAACUAUGACGCUACUAAGUAGUACUGAUGCCUGCAGGGCAGGUGAUAUGAAGACAGUUCCCGUUUCACAAGGAAGAAGCUACUGUGAAGCAAGUGCUUUCAAUAAGGAGCUAGUAAGAAAUGGUAAACAUAAAUUGGAAAGCUCUGGUUUACCGAGGGGUUGUCUCCUUUAUAAAACCCUUCAGGCUCAGAUGCUUGACAUGCUGGAUAUUGAGGGACUCUAUCCUUUGUACAGUAGAGUUGAGCAGUACUUAGAGGAAUUUCCUGAAGAGAGAAGUACGUUACAGAUAGAUGGACCUUACAAUGAAGCAUUUUAUGAGAAGCUGCUAGAUCUUUCAACUGAAGAUGAUGGGACAGUAGCAUUUGCGUUAACAAAGGUGCAGCAGUACAGAAUAGCAAUGACUGCUAAAGAUUGCUCCAUCAUGAUUGCCCUUUCACCCUGUCUACAAGAUGAAUGCUCUGAGCAAAGACCUGUGGUACUAACAUCCAAAUCAAGAUUCACCUUUUCUGUUUCUGUCCUGGACCUUGAUCUAAAACCAUAUGAAAGCAUUCCUCACCAGUACAAACUUGAUGGCAAGAUAGUAAACUAUUAUUUGAAGAAUGUACAGGCCAAAGAUGACCCAGUUAUGUCCAAUCUCUUCAAGGAGAAUGAAGACUGCACAUUAGUUCUCCAUAAAGUGUAACUGUUUCCUUAAGGUUAUUUUUAUUCAAACACAUUAGAAAGUGAAAGAUUAUGGAAUACAA
Messenger RNA from Aquila chrysaetos chrysaetos, 1729 nucleotides. RefSeq names its product inositol-pentakisphosphate 2-kinase (gene IPPK). Lineage: Eukaryota; Metazoa; Chordata; Aves; Accipitriformes; Accipitridae. The transcript has 15 exons. Gene Ontology annotation, cellular component: nucleus. Gene Ontology annotation, molecular function: inositol-1,3,4,5,6-pentakisphosphate 2-kinase activity; ATP binding. The record is from RefSeq and is a predicted model, not a curated record. Gene Ontology annotation, biological process: inositol phosphate biosynthetic process. Bases 121 to 1668 code for a protein of 515 amino acids.